AUGAACGUCCGGGACUUGACCAACAGUGAACUUCCGAUCGACGGCAUGACGGGAACCAACUUGACCUACUUCCGAUAUCAAGGCAGCCUGACCACACCUUCCUGCUCUGAGGUGGUCACGUGGACAGUUAUGCUGGACACAAUUAAAAUCAGUUCUACUCAGUUGGCGAACUUCCGAGAGGUUUCCCACAUUAAGUCUGGGGCCAUUGGCACGUAUGACAAGAUAGAUAAGAACUACAGGCCCGUUCAGGCGCUAAACGGACGGACAGUGUACAAGAGCGCCAACAUCAGCGCUUCCGGGCGCAUCAUGGCCGCCCUGCCGACGAUAAUCUUUAUGUUACUAGUGUGUAUGACAUUUCUGUGA
Molecule: messenger RNA, 363 nt
Organism: Mya arenaria
Lineage: Eukaryota; Metazoa; Mollusca; Bivalvia; Myida; Myidae
Product: carbonic anhydrase 4-like
Exons: 2
Coding region: 1-363 (120 amino acids)
Molecular function (GO): zinc ion binding; carbonate dehydratase activity
Source: RefSeq, a predicted model, not a curated record